UCCGUGCUGUGGUGAGGUAGAAGUUCGCGGGACGGCGGGACGGUUCGAGACAGAAAGUGAUAAUGAUAAGGAAUUUUGUGUUUUUUGCUGCUUCGCUUUUGCUAUAAAUUUCGGAGCUCGAAUGUAAUCACAAGUUGGAAAUUUAAUUAUUGCAUAUUUGUAUUUCAUAUGCGUUGGUGAUAUUAUUAAAUCUGCGUCCAUUUUAUCAAAGGAAAUCACUCCGAAAUCAUAUCGAAUUUAAAUGACUGCAGUAGGUAUAUGUUUUCAAUUCUAAGAUGCUUCGUUUUUCGGAAUGAGAAUGGUAAUUCUAAGUACGUUUCUCUAACAAGUACCAAAGGUUGCACCAACGUAUUCACCUGAACAUAAUCAAAAUACAGCAUUUCAACAGAAGCUUUGAAUUUGACUAUGUCAGGACCUCGUAAAAUGCGCAAGCUUCCGGGCCUAAAAGUGACUGUACCCGUCGAAAAACCUGAUCUAACAAUCCCUCGAAAUCUGGACAGAAAAACUACCAUAACGAUAAGGGAUCAAACGUUUAUCGUAGAGGCGGAUGAUUUGGAAAAAAUUUGCGAUUUGGGUAAAGGAGCCUACGGUAUCGUUGAAAAAAUGAGACAUAUCCCAUCUGGAACUAUUAUGGCUGUCAAAAGGAUUAGAGCAACAGUCAAUUCUCAAGAGCAAAAAAGGUUAUUGAUGGAUUUAGAUAUAUCUAUGCGGACUUCUGAUUGUAAAUAUACUGUGCAGUUUUAUGGUGCUUUAUUUCGCGAAGGUGAUGUGUGGAUAUGUAUGGAAGUUAUGGAUAUGUCACUGGAUAAAUUUUAUGAUAAGGUAUACAGAAAUAAUCGUGAAAUACCAGAAAGUAUUCUUGGAAUAAUAACAGUUUCAGUUGUUAACGCUUUACACUACCUCCAUACUAAAUUACGGGUAAUUCAUCGUGAUGUUAAGCCGUCCAACAUAUUGAUAAGCAGGAUUGGCGAUGUAAAAAUGUGCGAUUUUGGUAUCUCUGGUUACCUUGUUGAUUCUGUAGCCAAAACGAUCGAUGCUGGUUGUAAACCAUAUAUGGCACCAGAAAGGAUAGACCCUUCGGGUAAUCCUGCAAAUUAUGAUAUCCGAAGUGAUGUUUGGAGCUUGGGGAUUUCAUUAAUUGAAUUAGCCAUUGGAAGAUUUCCGUAUGAUACAUGGGGAACUCCUUUUGAGCAACUGAAACAGGUUGUUAAAGAUGAUCCACCGAGCCUUCCUCCGAACAAGUUUACUUCUUAUUUUGAAAAUUUUGUAUGUCUAUGUUUGAAAAAAGAUUAUAAUCUUAGGCCAAAUUAUCAACAAUUAUUGAACCAUCCGUUCUGCAUUUCACAUAGCCAUCAUGAACGCGAACUUAUUUCUUCAUUUGUGACAGAAAUACUCGAUAUUAAGGAUUAAUUUUGUGUGUCUUAUGGCAAUAACUUGUUUUUUUAAGUCAUCACAUUAUUACUCCUAAUAAUAUGUAAGUUGAUGUGGAACAUCAAUUUUGUAAAGAUUUUAUAUUUAAUGUAAUAAUGUAACUGUCAUAAUUGUUUUAUACGUCACAUUGAUUCAGAUAUUAAAGAAAUGAAUAAUUCAGUAUUUUGAAUCAAUAGCGAUAUAAUUUUUUUUUUAAUUUUAAUAUCUUGUAAUUCACUAUGAAGUGUAUUGUGUGUGUUUUAUGGAUGAAAUAAAAUAAGAAGGGAGGUAUAUUGAAAUAUUACUGAAUAAUUAAAUGUUAGUGGUUUACGACUGCUAACAUUAUAUGUGAAUCCGUCAUUAGUAAUUUGUGAUGUUCACUAAACCAUGUAGAUUGACUAAUGUUUCAUUGUAGAAUUUGUUCACGCAGUACUAAUUAUGUUAAUGUAACCUAGCUGUUGGUGAUUGCCUGUACGUAUAUGCGUUUCAUUUUUUCUUUUUAAGAAAAAGAAUGCAGAUUCUGGUGUUUUUGUCGCCUUAUUCUUGUAACUUUCAAGAAUUUCUAUGUGCAAUAAUGAAUUAAUGAUAUUUGCGUAAGCGUAAAAAAUAUACUUGUGUGUCUAAUUAGCGGUUAGAAAUUUAUUUUGGAACCUAUUUCGAGCUUUCAUGAUCACCAAAAUAUAAGUAAGUGUUCAUGGAAAGUAGAAUCUAAGAAGUGUCAGUUAUUUUAAUGAUGUUUUACCACAUUUUUCUCAAUUAUAUAGUAAACUAGUU
Planococcus citri (citrus mealybug) is the source of this 2184-nucleotide messenger RNA. It is a transcript of the gene lic, whose product is annotated as dual specificity mitogen-activated protein kinase kinase lic. NCBI's taxonomy places the organism in Eukaryota, Metazoa, Arthropoda, Insecta, Hemiptera, Pseudococcidae. Gene Ontology annotation, molecular function: MAP kinase kinase activity; ATP binding. The record is from RefSeq and is a predicted model, not a curated record. Bases 406 to 1410 code for a protein of 334 amino acids. Gene Ontology annotation, biological process: protein phosphorylation; stress-activated MAPK cascade. The transcript has 8 exons.